UUGCCAUUGAGUCUCGGGACCUUGUCGCGAUCGGACGUACAGCGGAAUUCUUCGGGAGUUUUUUUCCGUGCGUUAUGCCCAAUUAGUUUAUGGUGGAUAUAAAGUGUGAGCUCGUACGAUCAUGGAGCUGAAUAAUGUUACCGUCGAGGACGGCAAUGAUGCGUCCAAGUCCCACGCUCCAGCCGCAAACACGCCUUCGAACAAUGAGAAACCCAAGCCGCAACUGCUCUACGCCAUCAACGACAAUCCCCCGUGGUACCUGAGCAUCUUCCUGGCAUUCCAGCACUACCUGACCAUGAUUGGCGCCAUCGUCUCAAUACCCUUCAUCCUGACGCCCGCUCUGUGCAUGUCGGAUGAGGAUGCGAAUCGGGGCAUCAUCAUCUCCACCAUGAUCUUCGUCACGGGCAUCGUUACCUAUUUCCAGGCCACGUGGGGCGUUCGGUUGCCCAUUGUCCAGGGCGGCACCAUUUCGUUUCUGGUUCCCACUCUAGCCAUAUUGUCCCUGCCCCAGUGGAAGUGUCCGGAGCAAUCCGUGAUGGACGCCAUGGAGGACGAGGAGCGGGAGGAACUGUGGAAGGUGCGGAUGCGGGAGUUGUCCGGCGCCAUUGCCGUGUCCGCCUUGGUGCAAGUGGUCCUGGGCUACACCGGUCUGGUGGGAAAGAUCCUCAAGUACGUCACCCCGUUGACCAUUGUACCAACCGUAUCUCUGGUGGGUCUCACUCUGUUCGAGCACGCAGCCAAUACGGCUUCCAAGCACUGGGGAAUUGCCGUCGGCACCACUGCAAUGUUGACGCUCUUUUCGCAAAUUAUGUCGAAUGUUCCGGUUCCCGUUUUGGCCUACCGCAAAGGUCACGGAUUGGAGGUGCGCAAGUUCCUGUUGUUCCGCCUCUUCCCCGUCCUGCUGACCAUCAUGAUAAUGUGGGGACUGUGCGGCAUCUUGACCGCCACUAAUGUGUUCCCUCCAUCGCAUCCUUCUCGCACGGAUGUGCGCCUGAAUGUCCUGACGAGUGCGAAGUGGUUCUACGUUCCGUAUCCGGGACAGUUUGGCUGGCCCUCGGUUACGCUUUCCGGAGUGCUGGGCAUGUUGGCUGGUGUACUGGCCUGCACGGUGGAGUCGCUGAGUUACUAUCCCACGGUGUCCCAGAUGUCCGGCGCCCACUCUCCUCCACUGCAUGCCAUCAACCGAGGUGUUGGCACCGAAGGAUUGGGCACUGUACUGGCCGGACUUUGGGGAGCAGGAAACGGAACCAAUACUUUUGGCGAGAACGUUGGCGCCAUCGGAGUAACCAAGAUUGGAUCGCGUCGUGUGAUUCAGUGGGCCUCCUUUAUCAUGGUGCUCCAGGGAGUGAUUGGCAAGUUUGGAGCUAUUUUCAUCCUCAUUCCCGAUUCGGUCGUGGGUGGAAUAUUCUGCGUGAUGUUCGGCAUGAUCAUAGCCUUUGGGUUAUCUACCCUGCAGUAUGUGGAUCUGCGAUCAGCGAGGAAUCUCUAUAUCUUGGGUCUGUCUAUAUUUUUCCCAAUGGUGCUGUGCCGCUGGAUGCAAAUGAAUCCCGGAACAAUUGACACCGGUAACAAGACCGUGGACUCCACAUUGUCAGUGCUGCUGGGCACCACAAUUCUGGUGGGAGGUUUCCUGGGAUGCUUCCUGGACAAUCUGAUUCCGGGAACGCCGGAGGAGCGCGGUCUGAUCGAAUGGGCCAAUGAGAUGCCGCUGGGCGAUGAUAAUAUCAACGACGGCACCGCCACCGAUUACGAUUUUCCGUAUGGCAUGGAUACCAUUCGGAGAUGGAAGUGGACCUACUACGUCCCCUUCAUGCCCACCUACAAACUCCAGAAGCAGAGCUGAUCACGGAGUGCCAUUCAUUAAUCGGAUUAUUAAAAUUACCGCCGUGGGAUCACAAAUGCAAAUAACAAGCAUUCAAUUGGUGAUUCGUUUUUUAUUUAUUUUUAGAAAACGCUUUCGUACUCACGCUCUAAUUACAAUUUGAACUUCCAAUUCGGUAUCUACCCAAAACUCUAGAUCAAUUACUUAUUAUUUUUGUUCCGUUUUUUCUUAAUUUGCUUUUUAAAUUCGCUUAUUGUUUGUUGCUACUUUUGCCUAACCCUCUUCCGUUUCGCUCACAAUUCGCAUAUUUUCUAUUAUUUUGCAAUAACAUCAAUAGACCUAGCAAACGAAAUAGUGGUCACUAUUAUAUUAAACUCUAUUCAAAUCUCGAAAACAAUCCAUCGUCAGUUCUGUUUAAUGCAAAAAAACUGUUUUAAAAAUUAUUUCAUAGAAAUUUUAACGCAUUUUCGGCGCGAGGUUUCCUCACAAAAAUAGCAUAGAAAAUACAUAUACAUAUAUUGUGAAACA
Molecule: messenger RNA, 2350 nt
Organism: Drosophila ficusphila
Lineage: Eukaryota; Metazoa; Arthropoda; Insecta; Diptera; Drosophilidae
Product: solute carrier family 23 member 2
Exons: 4
Coding region: 122-1843 (573 amino acids)
Biological process (GO): transmembrane transport
Cellular component (GO): membrane
Molecular function (GO): transmembrane transporter activity
Source: RefSeq, a predicted model, not a curated record